Erinaceus europaeus (western European hedgehog) is the source of this 4992-nucleotide messenger RNA. RefSeq names its product KRAS proto-oncogene, GTPase (gene KRAS). Gene Ontology annotation, cellular component: plasma membrane. Lineage: Eukaryota; Metazoa; Chordata; Mammalia; Eulipotyphla; Erinaceidae. The coding region runs from base 192 to 761 and encodes 189 amino acids. Gene Ontology annotation, molecular function: GDP binding; GTPase activity; GTP binding. The transcript is spliced from 6 exons. The record is from RefSeq and is a predicted model, not a curated record. Gene Ontology annotation, biological process: Ras protein signal transduction.
GAUUGGCAGGCGGCCGCGGCGGAGGCAGCGGCGGCGGCGGCUCGGCCCGGACUCCGGCCGCGCCAUUUCCCGGCGGGCGGUGAGCGCGGCGGCGGCGGCAGCUGAGGCGAAGGCGGCGGCGGCGGCGGCGGCGGCGGCGCGGGGGCCUGAGGCGCUGCAGCUCCCUGGCCCGGGGGCGAGGCCUGCUGAAAAUGACUGAAUAUAAACUUGUGGUAGUUGGAGCUGGUGGCGUAGGCAAGAGUGCCUUGACGAUACAGCUGAUUCAGAACCACUUUGUGGAUGAGUAUGACCCCACGAUAGAGGAUUCCUACAGGAAACAAGUAGUAAUUGAUGGAGAAACCUGUCUCUUGGACAUUCUCGACACAGCAGGUCAAGAGGAGUACAGUGCAAUGAGGGACCAGUACAUGAGGACUGGGGAGGGCUUUCUUUGUGUAUUUGCCAUAAAUAAUACUAAGUCAUUUGAAGAUAUUCACCAUUAUAGAGAACAAAUAAAAAGAGUUAAAGACUCUGAAGAUGUACCUAUGGUCCUAGUAGGAAAUAAAUGUGAUUUGCCUUCUAGAACAGUAGACACAAAACAGGCUCAGGACUUAGCAAGAAGUUAUGGAAUCCCUUUUAUUGAAACAUCAGCAAAGACAAGACAGAGAGUGGAGGAUGCUUUUUAUACAUUGGUGAGAGAGAUCCGACAAUACAGAUUGAAAAAAAUCAACAAAGAAGAAAAGACUCCUGGCUGUGUGAAAAUAAAAAAAUGCAUUGUAAUGUAACCUGGGUGUUGAUGAUGCCUUCUAUACAUUAGUUCGAGAAAUUCGAAAACAUAAAGAAAAGAUGAGCAAAGAUGGUAAAAAGAAGAAAAAGAAGUCAAAGACAAAGUGUGUAAUUAUGUAAAUACAAUUUGUACUUUUUUCUUAAGGCAUACUUAAGUAAAAGUAAUUUUUGUACAUUACACUAAAUUAUUAGCAUUUGUUUUAGCAUUACCUAAUUUUCUUUUUUGCUCCAUCCAAACCGUUAGUUUUUACCUUGAAUGCUUAUUUUAAAAUGACAGUGGAAACCUCUUUGCUCUGAGUGCCAGUAUUCCCUGAGUUGUGGUUUUUCAAACUAGCAAUGCCUGUGAAAAAGAAACUGAACACCUGAGAUUUCUCUCAGGGCCUUUGGUGCAUGCAGUUGAUUACUCCCUCUUUCUCUUUCCAAUUGUAAGCUUUGAUGUGAAACGAAUUAGCGACACUUUGGAAUCAUCCCCAGCCUGUGUUUUAUCUACUCAACGCCCAUGGGCCAACGACUCUCCCCUUAGUUACAGUUUCACAACUGGUUUUACUGAAAUCUCCAGGGGACACAAGUUGAUGGGCUCCCUGUAAAUUCUAGUGAGCAUCAUGCUCUGGAGUCCGAGUCCCCUAUUGACUGUAAAGCCACACUGUCCACACAGGUUUCCGCCUAUUUGUUUGUCAUUGUUACACUCUCCCAGAGUUUUUUUUUUUUUUUUUUUUUCCCUAUAAAGGGGAGGUGGGGAACAUAAGGCAAUGGGAAGGAAAACAUUGAGGCCAUUUACUUUCCAUGUUAGAUAAAUUCCUGUAAUACUCGUAAGGAUUUCUUCCUAAUCAGGUAGAUCCAGUAUGCAGCAGGGAUCUUAGUGAUCACCUGGGGAGCUGUAUUUUUGUAAUGAUUGAAACAGUUUGAACAUGUAUGAAUCAUUCUCAUAGGAAGUGAAUAGUCUCCCUUGUGUCAGAUUGCUCUUAUCACAACCUUUUCUUGAACCUGAGUCUUUGAAAAUAGUUUUGAUGUCAGCAGUGAUGUUAGAAAGGACUCAGGCCACAUAGCUUGGUAGGUGCAAAGGAGACCAAGGUUACCACAGGCGGCCCCGUGAAGCCUGGUGUCUCGGUCAGCAUUGCCAAGAGCAAUCUGUGUUCUUUGUUGUGGACGUGCACUUGUCACAGAAAUGGGGACUAGGAGGGUGCUUGUGAGCUCAGCAUCACAUUCUCUAGGUGGCAGGCCUGCCCACAGAUCAAGUGCAUCUUAGGUGAGCAUCUUAAAACAUUUUUAAGUCAAACUCGGGUGGGGCAAGUCAGGGCUAAUUUAUUUUAAACACAAUGGAGUGAGAGCAUUUUAAAAAUUCUAGUUUGGGCUAGUGCUUUAAACACUGGCUUAAGCAACAGUUCAAAAACACUUUAUAAGACUGGUCUAUUUAGUGUGAUGCAGAAAAAUAAUAAAAUUCUUCAGUGUAGUUAAAUAUUUUGAAUUGUGGAUGUAUUGAGGUGAAACUCAUUGAGUGACUAGGAAAAUGACUUAGCUUCUAGCUAUGUCUCUCGUACAGUUCUGAUUUUGGGCAAAUCACUUUCCUUUGUUUAUGUCAAGUCAUCUCAAGGCUGCAUCUGCCAUUGCAACUCUGGUUUACAUUCAGUUUAUAUGAGUAUACACCUGUUUGUCAAUCUCAGCACAGUCUGUAACUCUGCCUGAGUUACCAUCUACAGUGCUAGACAUAGGCAAAAUUGUACAGGAGGUGAGUUUAUUCUUUAAUGCCCCUUCCCUACUUUCAGGGUUCCUCUCCUAGAUGGAUAUCAUUUUGUCUGUCAACCUCUACCCAAUGCCCCUUGUGUUGAGUCUUUCCCUGUUAAUAUUAGUAGUUACACUACCCUCGAAACUCAUUGCAAGGAUAGCUCCACAAAGUUUUCCACUUAUCAGAAGGCCCUACAUCUUAACUUCCUAAGACCCAGCACCAUCGGAAGGAUAUACUGGGAUUUGACCUAGUAGUGGCUGUAAACAACACAGUCUUCAUUUUCUGAACAUCAUCUCUCUGCUGUCUUGUCCUUUAGUGGCUUAGCAGGUAUGAGUAGAAAGCCUUCUCCAUUGAGAGAAGAAUUUAAUAAGGAAGUGCUAAAGGAAUUCCUUAGAUUCUGUGUAGUGAAGACUAGUUUUAGUAACAGUAAUACAUUCCAUUGUUUAAAAGAUUUCAUACACAAAGACUUUUAAAAUUCAUUCAUUCAGCUUACUUUUAGAUAGAAUCUAUUUAUUCAACAAAGAUUCAAGUGCCUGCUAGUUGUCAGGCACCGCAUGAUGCUCUGGGGAUCUUAAGCUCUGGUCCCAAGCAAGGAACCCAACCCCUUUCCUAAGUAAUGCUGGUGGAACCAACUGCCCAUAGCAGCUUAGCAGGGCAUUUGCCACAAGGCCCAGAGAAACCAUCAUGCUCAUUCCAGUUUCCCAGAGAAAGAUUUUGAUCUUUCAGGUUUCUUCCAGGUCUCAAAUAAUUGUUUUGCUAUGAUUUCAAUGUGACUGUUUACUCAAGCUUCUUUAUAUAAAUCACUUCAUUGUUUUAAAGGAAUAAACUUGAUUUUUUUAAUUUGGCACAAUAUAUGAUCCUGUUGGGACAACUGUUAUAGUACACAUUAAGUUGUAUGUGAGGUAAUAAAAUUCCCUGUGUAAUGUUUUAGCUGGUCUUUUUGUAUAAGUAAUGAAUAUAGACUUUUUAAACUUUAACUUUUGAAUUCUAAAGUAGUUAAAUUUGUCUGGGUACGAAUACACAGGUGCCUGAACUAAUUCACAGAAAAGGACACUUUACAUACAAAUCAGUAUGGAUUCUGAAAUGCUCAACUACAGGUUAGUGGGACAUUAGCAAGGUAGAGAAUGUUAAGGUUUACAUAGGAUCUCCGUUUGUUUCUGCACAAGAAGGAAAUGGCAGGGACUGAAGUACAUACUGAAGGUGGAUUUUUCUUUUUUUGACUUGAGUUUUUGAGAUAAUCUGGGCAGGGUUUUUUGUUUUUGUUUUUUUCUAAGGCAGUGGUAAUCAUCCUAUAUUAUGUGAAUUUUAAAUGGUUGACAAGAGGUUUGCUUUUGUAGAGAUUUUUUUUUUAAAGGGAGGGAUAAUUCUAGAAAUAAGUAUACAUGUAAUCUAUAACAGCCUUAAAGAUAAAAAUCCUUGUUGAAGUUAGCAAAUAUCACUAAAGUGCAGUCUUAAGACAUUGACAUGUUUGUGGAAGAAUGUAGCAGAAGUGUGUAGUCUAAUUGGAGUGAAUAUUCCCAGUUAGGAAUUCUAGGCUCUUUUAACUGAGUCACACUGCAUAGGAACUUAGGACCUACGAGGUCACUAAAACAUUUGCCACCAUUACACAAUUUGGUCCUAAUCUCUAUCGAUAUUUUCUGAGGCAUGUUAAGUUGCCGUAUACACAUGUUCAUCUCACUUGUAUUGCAGUGAUUUUUUUUUUUACUUCUAACCAUUGUUUCUGAGUGUAGAUUUUUUUGUAGGCAAUACUGUAAUUUCCACUUGUCGAAUUUUAUAAUUUAUUGCUGAUUAGAUAUAUUUUAAAACCCAGUUGCUGUAGAGUAUUUCACAGCUUCUGUUUGAACUAGGUAGCAUCAGAUCUGCGCUGAGAAAUGGAACAUGUAACUGGCAACUCUAAGUUUCUUCAGAAAACAUUAUUUCUUAAAGCUUCUAUUCACAUCAGUUUCUGAAUAGUUAGUAAAGUUAACACUUGCUUUAGUUUCACAGUUUCAAGCACCAGUGCAGCAGAACGGGCAGUUUACAUUUAGGGAAAAUCAAAGUUGUCACCUGCAGAAUUGAUGGUUGCAGAGGGCUCCCCUCCCCACAGAGCUGAAUGGGUUCUGUCAAGUCUUCUCCCAAAGUUUCUGAUUCCACUGUCUUGUGUUUUCAUGUUGAAAAUACUUCUGCAUUUUUCCUUUGAGUGCCAAUUUCUUACUAGUCCUAUUUCUUAAUGUAACAUGUUUACCUGGAAUGUGUUUUAACUAUUUUUGUAUAGUGUAAACUGAAACGUGCACAUUUUGUACAUUGUGCUUCUGUGGGACGUAUGCAGUGUGGUCCAGUUGUUUCCCGUCAUUUGGUUGCGCUGACCUAGGAAUGUUGGUCAUAUCAAACAUUGGAUUUAAAAAUUGACCACUCUUUUAAAUGUUUAUAGGAGUAUGUGCUGUGAAGUGAUCUUAAAUUUGUAAUAUUUUGUCAUGAACUGUACUGCUCCUAAUUAUUGUAAUGUAAUAAAAAAAUAGUUAUGGUGA